AAACUAACUUAACAAAACCACUUUUCCACGUUCUCGUCACGUCUCUUCUCAACUUCCACUUUCCCAAUUUAUCCCUUAAUUCUUCACAGAAAACGCGUCUUUCCAAGGACAUUUUCGUCAUUCCAACCUCUUAUUCUCAAACACUUCCUUCUUCAGUUCUUCUCCGAACAAGUUACGACACUAACCAAAAAAAUGUCUGAAAACGGUGAAGAGAAAUUACUCGCUGUGGCACGCCACAUAGCAAAAACUCUAGGCCAAACAAAUCACAACAUGACCGAUGAUAUUCUUCAAAUCUUCUCAAAUUUCGACGGUAGAUUCUCUAAAGAAAAUCUCUCCGAUUCAGCUCCACGGAAUGAUACCAUACGCUACACCGCACUUGAACAAACUCUUAACAAUCUCGACCGUCAGAUUUCUCAUCAUCUCUCCUCGGAGAUUCCCACGGUUGCUUCCGCGGCGUUUCUCUCCUCCGUUGACGAGCUUGUUGCGAUUAUCGAAGAUUGGAGUCCUCUCUCCGAUGAUAAAACCGUCGGCGCGUGUCUUCUACGUGCUGAGGAUAUUCUUCAACAAGCUAUGUUUCGUGCGGAGGAAGAGUUUCGGUCGUUGAUGGAACUCGGUGGCGCGUCGUUCAACGGAGAGAUGAAUCUGAACUGUAAUUCACUUUAUGAAACAAACGAUGAGGUGGAUGAAGAUGAAGAAGAGGAGAUUGAUGGUGAUGAGGAUUUGAUUCCGGUGGCGAAAGCGGUUGUUGAUUAUAACGUGGUGAUCGACGCGCUUCCUCCGGCUACGGUGAACGAUUUACGUGAAAUCGCGAAAAGGAUGAUAGCAGCGGGGUUUGGGAAGGAGUGUUCGCAUGUUUACGGUGGUUGUAGGAGGGAGUUUUUGGAAGAGAGUUUAUCGAGAUUAGGGUUACAGAAAUUGAGUAUUUCGGAAGUUCAUAAGAUGCAAUGGCAAGAUCUUGAAGAUGAAAUUGAACGAUGGAUUAAGGCUUCGAAUGUUGCUCUGAAGAUUCUGUUUCCGAGUGAACGGCGUCUAUGUGAUCGUGUUUUCUCCGGUUUAUCUUCGUCAUCUGCGGCUGCCGAUCUUUCAUUUAUGGAGGUCUGUCGUGGUUCGGCGAUUCAGUUACUGAAUUUCUCUGAUGCGGUGGCGAUUGGUAGUAGAUCACCUGAACGGUUGUUUAGAGUGCUUGAUGUGUUUGAGACAAUGCGUGACCUAAUUCCUGAAUUUGAAUCAUUGUUUUCUGAUCAGUAUUGUUCGUUUCUUGUUAACGAAGCAAUCACGAAUUGGAAGAGGUUGGGUGAAGCGAUAAGAGGAACUUUUAUGGAAUUGGAGAAUUUGAUUAGUCGUGAUCCGGUGAAGGCAGUGGUUCCCGGCGGAGGUCUUCAUCCGAUUACUCGCUACGUGAUGAACUAUCUUCGUGCUGCAUGUAGGUCGAGUAAAACCCUAGAACUAGUUUUCAAAGACAAUGCACUUUCUUUGAAGGAUUACCAUAAGCAUGAUGAAAGUUUACAAUCAAAUUCAUCAUUUUCGGUUCAAAUUUCAUGGAUUAUGGAUUUGUUGGAACGGAAUUUGGAAGCGAAAUCUAGAAUUUACAAAGACCCUGCUUUGUGUUCUGUUUUUAUGAUGAACAAUGGGAGAUACAUUGUUCAGAAGACCAAAGACAGUGAAUUAGGAACACUUAUGGGUGAUGAUUGGAUCAGAAAACACAGUACAAAAGUGCGGCAAUGCCAUACAAACUAUCAAAGAAGCUCAUGGAACAAGUUGUUGGGGUUUCUGAAGGUGGAGACAUUGGCUGCAAAACCUAUGAAGGAGAAGCUAAAGAUGUUCAAUCUGCAUUUUGAAGAGAUUUGUAGGGUUCAAUCUCAAUGGUUUGUUUUCGAUGAGCAGCUCAAGGAAGAAAUAAGGAUCUCCAUCGAAAAGCUCUUGUUGCCUGCUUAUGGAAGCUUUAUUGGAAGGUUUCAAAUUUUACCGGAGCUUGCUAAGAAUAGUGACAAGUAUAUCAAGUUUGGAAUGGAGGACAUUGAAGCUCGGCUUAACAACUUGUUUCAGGGAAGUGGUGGAUCGAAUGGUAGCCGUAAGUGAAGGUAAAAAUAAGCUCCUGGUUGUUGUGUGUAUAUGUAUAUGUAUGAAUUUGUAGUGUAAUUAGGAUACAAAGUUUUGAAUGUGAUCAAUGUAGUCCACAUUUGCUAUCUAUCUAUGUAUGUCAUUGUAUGUUUUUCUGCUCAGAUCAGAUCUGUUGUAAAGUUUAGGUUCCAAUUAGUGAUGUCCUUCAACUAUUCCAUUGUAGUAGUUACUUCACAUUUGAAUGUUUAGAACAGGAUUUGAAGAGUUAAAAGUGAGCAUUCUUGAUCACGAAAUUUCAUUUGUUAAUUAUA
Medicago truncatula (barrel medic) is the source of this 2372-nucleotide messenger RNA. Its product is annotated as exocyst complex component EXO70B1. Gene Ontology annotation, cellular component: exocyst. Gene Ontology annotation, molecular function: phosphatidylinositol-4,5-bisphosphate binding. The transcript has a single exon. NCBI's taxonomy places the organism in Eukaryota, Viridiplantae, Streptophyta, Magnoliopsida, Fabales, Fabaceae. Gene Ontology annotation, biological process: exocytosis. The record is from RefSeq and is a predicted model, not a curated record. Bases 193 to 2079 code for a protein of 628 amino acids.